AUGACUCUCAUAAUUUCUGCGGUGAUCUACACCUAUUUUCGCCUCCGCUAUGCGUCACCCCCUCUUCCUCCUGGACCUCGACCGCUUCCUUUACUUGGCAAUUUCCUAUCCAUGCCUUCGCGACUGGAUUGGCUAACGUACAUGCAAUGGGCAAAACAGUAUCACACUGACGUUCUGUACUUGAAUGUCUUUGGCCAAUCAAUGCUCGUGGUGGAUACGUACGACGCAUGCACAGAGCUACUGGAGAAGCGGUCUGCCCUAUACUCUGAUCGGUUCCUCACCAUGGUUGAGCUGAUGGGUUGGGACUUCAGCGUCGCAUUGAUGCCUUACGCACGUGAUAGGCGCCGCUGUCGCCGCCUUCUGCAAGAGUACAUUGGGCACCAGCCGGCCGCGAACGCUCAAAUCCAUUCACAAGUCGCUCGCAGCGUUCGCACUUUCCUACGUCGAAUGCUGCAUGCAAAAUCUGAUGGGCUAAAGGCGGAACUUCACUACAUGGUCGGAAGGGUCAUUCUCGAAACCACGUACGGUAUCGUACCCAAGCCGGCAAACGAUCCAUACAUCACUGUCGGUGACGCCGCCGCAAAUUCGCUUGUCCGCGCUACACAGCCAGGCGCCUAUCUUGUCAACAUAUUUCCAGCACUUAAGCACCUUCCAGAAUGGUUUCCAGGAGCUGGGUUUAAGUGCCAGGCCCACGAGUGGCGUAACCUUGCCCGAGCAUUAGUUCAGAACCCGUUUACACAUGUGAAGGCCAAGAUCGCCCGAGGAACCGCUCCCCCGUCGUUGGCUACAAACGCAUUAUCCAAGGCAACGGCGGCCGAGGAAGGCGACAUACGAGAUACUCUAGCGACUCUAUAUGGCGCCGGAUUAGACACGACUGUCAAUGCUCUGCUGUUCUUCUUCCGCACUAUCCUGGACCAUCCGGACGUGCAGGCGCGCGUUGUAGCAGAACUGCAGAACGCGCUCGCGCCUGGGCAACUGCCAACACUAGACAACGAACAACGUUUGCCCUAUACGACUGCUGUUGUCCUCGAAAGCCUGAGAUAUCGACCUAUCGCGCCGCAGGGCUUUCCGCAUUUAUACACGGGAGCGGAAGCUGACCUGUAUAAUGGAUACACAAUACCCAAAGGCACUAUCGUCAUGCGGUACGUCUGGUGUACCACUUAUCCCGAUCCUGACUCUUUCAAGCCCGAACGCUUCCUGACCGCUAGCGGGGCGCUCGACCCAACUGUACGAAACCCGCGUGAUAUAGUAUUCGGGUUCGGUCGGCGGGUGUGCCCAGGUGUCCAUCUGGCGUACACGACAUUGUGGCUGACCGUAGCCUGCACGCUUCGCAUGUACACUAUCAGCAAGACGAAGCGACCAGAUUGCAGUGUGAUUGAGCCGUCAUCAGACAUAGUAUCGUUGGGCGUUAUUAUGUACGUUGCUCUCGCGCGAAGGGAGCAGACGAGCUCAUGA
Messenger RNA from Schizophyllum commune H4-8, 1455 nucleotides. Its product is annotated as cytochrome P450. The record is from RefSeq and is a predicted model, not a curated record. The transcript has 11 exons. The coding region runs from base 1 to 1455 and encodes 484 amino acids. Gene Ontology annotation, molecular function: iron ion binding; heme binding; oxidoreductase activity, acting on paired donors, with incorporation or reduction of molecular oxygen. NCBI's taxonomy places the organism in Eukaryota, Fungi, Basidiomycota, Agaricomycetes, Agaricales, Schizophyllaceae.